Molecule: messenger RNA, 2766 nt
Organism: Phragmites australis (common reed)
Lineage: Eukaryota; Viridiplantae; Streptophyta; Magnoliopsida; Poales; Poaceae
Product: probable glutamate carboxypeptidase VP8
Exons: 10
Coding region: 206-2350 (714 amino acids)
Molecular function (GO): carboxypeptidase activity
Source: RefSeq, a predicted model, not a curated record
CCAGACGGCACUCGCUCCAAGCGGAAACCCCCGUGAAAAAGCGUUCGCACGGGCGGCACGCACGCACGCACGCACGCACGGCAACAUUCGCCCACGUCCCAGUGGACCAGUCACUAGUGUCACCAGUCACCGCAUACUCGCUCGCCGCUGCCGCAGCCGAGCCGAGCCCGACGCGUGCGGGCAGUUCCAGCGCCGCGGCUGCGGAAUGCCGCACUCCUACUCGCAUCCAGCCUUGGCCCGCCUGCCCCCCGGCUCCGUCCGGCUCGUCAUCGGCUUCGGGCUGCUGCUUCUCGUCUCGCUGCUCGUCCUCCACCGCCGCCCCGCGAGACCCCUGGUGAGGAGCGGCGGCCGCCACCCCGACCCCGCCGCGCUGUUCCUGUCGCUGUCUGCGGGGGCCAACGCUAGCAUCGCGGCCGACCUCCGCGCGCUCACCGCGGGGCCGCACCUCGCUGGGACGCCCGCGGCGGCGGGGGCCACCGCGCACGUCCUCGCCCGCCUCCGCGCCGCCGGGCUCCAAACCCUAACGCGCGAGUACAAGCCGCUCCUCUCGUACCCCGGGCAUGCCUCCCUCGCGCUGCUCCGUCCCGACCGGUCUCUCCUCUCGCGCCUCUCUGUCGAGGAGCCCGCGGACGUGGGGCGCCGCCUCGUGCCGCCCUACCACGCGUACGCGCCGUCCGGCGGGGCCGUCGCGGAGGCGGUGUUCGUCAACCUCGGCCGCGAGGAGGACUACCUCGGGCUCGAGAGGCUCGGGGUGGGCGUGCGCGGCCGGAUCGCGGUGGCGCUCCGCGGAGGCGGCUAUCGCGGCGGGGUGGUGGCGCGCGCCGCGGAGAAGGGCGCCGUCGCCGUGCUCAUUGCCGGCCACGCUGACGGAGGCGUCGAGAGAGGUGUCGUUCUGCUCGGCGGCCCCGGGGACCCGCUCACGCCCGGGUGGGCCGCCACCGGCGGGGCGGAGCGUUUGGGGUUCGACAAUGAGGCAGUGAAGCGGCGGUUCCCGACGAUCCCCUCCAUGCCAGUUUCAGCCAAGACGGCAGUUGCGAUCAUACGGAGCCUGGGAGGCCCGGCUAUACCCGCGGAAUGGCAGGUCGGUAUCGGGGUGGAUAUCGGUGGCGUUGGACCGGGCCCCACCUUGGUCAACUUCACGUAUCAGGAGGACAGGAUAUUUGCCACGAUACAGGACGUUUUUGCUAUCAUAAAAGGGUAUGAAGAACCUGAUCGUUAUGUGAUACUCGGUAACCACAGGGAUGCAUGGACUUAUGGAGCAGUUGAUCCUAACAGUGGGACCGCUGCACUUCUUGAUAUUUCUCGGCGUUUCGGAAUAAUGCUGCAGUCAGGAUGGACACCACGGAGGUCCAUCAUUCUUUGUAGUUGGGACGCUGAAGAGUUUGGGAUGAUAGGAUCAACUGAAUGGGUUGAAGAGAACCUUGCAGAUCUGCAUUCCAAAGCUGUAGCUUACUUGAACGUUGAUUGUGCUGUGCAAGGCGUGGGACUAUUUGUUGGCUCUACUCCCCAAUUGGACAAGCUCUUGGUUGAUGUUACGAGACAGGUAAAGGAUCCUGAUGUCAUCGGAAAGAUGGUUCAUGAUACAUGGAAUGAAAUGAAUGGCGGCAUCAAUAUAGAAAGACUGGCCAGAACUGAUUCCGACUUCUCUCCAUUUUUACAUCAUGCUGGGAUUCCUUCUGUGGACUUGUACUAUGGAAAAGAAUUUCCUGGCUACCAUACUGCUCUUGACUCUUAUAACUGGAUGGCAAAGCAUGGUGAUCCAUUGUUUCUUCGUCAUUUGGCUAUCACAGAAAUUUGGGGACUACUGGCUCUUCGCUUGGCAGAUGAUCCUGUGUUACCUUUUGAUUAUCAGGCUUACGCUUCACAGAUACAGGAGCAUACAAAUGCAUUUGCUGCCAUGAUGAAUAAUAUUCAACGAGUCAAUUUGAUGAAUGGAUUCAUCAAAGAUCUUUCUGGUGCAGCCAUGGAAGUUACGAAGGAGGCAAAGAGACUACAGCAGUUGGAUUUACACGAUGAACACGCUACGAUGAUAAGGCGAUUGUUGAACGACCGCCUCCUACUUGCUGAAAGAAGCUUCCUGCAAUCGGAAGGACUUAAAGGAAGAGGAUGGUUUAAGCAUCUGCUGUACUCGCCUUCGGAGGACUACGAAAGCAAACUAUCGUUCUUCCCUGGCAUCGCCGACGCCAUCUCACGGUCGGGCAAUCUGAGUGCCAAAGAACAGAAGGUGGCAGUGCAGCAUGAAGUGUGGAAAGUCUCCCAGGCAAUUCAAAGGGCCGCGAGUGUUCUUAGAGGUGAAUUCGUCAGUCAACAAAAUGAACCAUCGAACUUCAGCUUCUUAGUAGCUCCAUGAGGUAUGUAUAUAAAUAAGGCUGUUGGGGUUUGCCGAGAAAUGAAUAUAUUGUGCCCAUCAGAAGUUCUCGUGGUGUUCUCUUUCGUCUCCCUGCUCACCGGUAUUUCCGUAUUUGGUAGGAAACCCAGUGACGAUUCAUCGAGAUGUUAUAUGCCGCACGUACCGUAUCGAGAGUCCUCGUCUUUCUCCCUAUCGAGUGCCAUGCGCGACUUAAGUCCUCAUCUUCCUCCCUAUCGAGAGUCGUCGUCUCCUCUGAUACCCGAUGCGCCCGCCGUCCUCCCUCCUGCAAAUUGCCCUCGCCCUUUCCACUGAAAGUGCAUCUAGGCCCUCUAAGUGGGUUUUAGCUUAUUGAUGACAAAACGAUUAAGGAUCUAAUAUGUUUAUCUAAGUCAUGAAUAUGUCUUAGUCUAAAUUAA